Messenger RNA from Mercurialis annua (annual mercury), 3375 nucleotides. Its product is annotated as potassium channel SKOR. The record is from RefSeq and is a predicted model, not a curated record. Gene Ontology annotation, biological process: potassium ion transport; transmembrane transport. Lineage: Eukaryota; Viridiplantae; Streptophyta; Magnoliopsida; Malpighiales; Euphorbiaceae. Gene Ontology annotation, molecular function: voltage-gated potassium channel activity; protein binding. The coding region runs from base 364 to 2919 and encodes 851 amino acids. Gene Ontology annotation, cellular component: membrane. The transcript is spliced from 13 exons.
CCACUAAUAAUACAAUCAUUUUAUCGUAAUGAAUAUUAAAAGGCAACACGCAAAAACACAAAUGAUUGUGAAUUAUCUGCACAGUAGUCUAUAAAUUUUAGCGUCGCUCAGUUUCAGAUCUCAAAAACAAACACUGGUCUUAAAUUUUCAGAGACCGACGCCAUAUUAUCCAAAUCCGCCAUUUUUCUCGUGAUCAAUCUUUUUCUUUCCUUUUUCUCGCCAAAGUACCGUUACAGCAUCCAUUUCUCACCGUCAACUGACGUUUAAAAUCGAUUGAUUAUCACGGACAGAUUCUAUCAUCCUCUCGAACUCUCUCCAUGAAUAUAGCAUUCCUAUAAAUACAACUGAAAUCAGCUUACUAAAAUGGAUGACAGAGAGAUGAAUAGAGAGAGAAGGCACAGUCAUCGCCACGAGGAGGAGGUAACGCUAGAUAAAGAGGAGGAGGAAGACGACGGAGCAGAUGAGUAUGAAUAUCGUAAUGUAAGAGAUCGAAUCAAAUCGUCUCGUGGAAGCCGGUUUAAUUUGAUCGAGAAUGAAUUAGGACUUCAACCGUGGCGGACGUCGUCGUCGUCGUCUAAUCGGAGAAAAUUUAGCCGUGAGUCGGUGAUUAAUGGUUUUAAUUAUUUAUCUCAAGGUCUCGUUAUCAAUCCUGAUAACAGAUGGUAUAGGGCAUGGACAAAAUUCAUACUGUUAUGGGCAGUGUACUCAUCCUUUUUUACACCUAUGGAGUUUGGUUUCUUCAGAGGAUUACCUGAAAACCUCUUCAUACUGGACAUCAUUGGCCAAAUAGCUUUCCUUUUCGAUAUUGUUUUACAAUUCUUCAUUGCCUAUAGAGACAGCCAGACAUAUCGUUUGGUUUAUAAACGCACUCCUAUUGCUCUACGAUACUUAAAAUCUCAUUUUGUCAUUGAUUUACUUGCCUGCCUGCCUUGGGAUCUGAUCUACAAGGCAUGUGGACAUAGAGAAGAAGUAAGGUAUCUUUUGUGGAUUAGGCUAUGUCGAGUGCGCAAAAUCAUCCAGUUUUUUCAAACAAUGGAGAAGGAUAUACGAAUCAAUUACCUCUUUAGCAGGAUCAUAAAGCUCACCGUUGUUGAACUUUAUUGCACACACACGGCAGCCUGCAUCUUUUACUUCUUGGCUACCACUCUGCCAUCCAAUGAAGAGGGUUAUACUUGGAUCGGAAGCUUAAAGAUGGGCGAUUACAGUUAUGCCUCCUUCAGAGACAUUGAUAUCUGGAAGCGAUACAUAACAUCUUUAUAUUUUGCUAUUGUCACUAUGGCUACUGUUGGUUAUGGAGAUAUACAUGCUGUCAAUUUGAGGGAAAUGAUAUUUGUUAUGUUCUACGUAUCAUUUGAUAUGGUUCUUGGAGCUUAUCUGAUAGGUAAUAUGACAGCACUAAUUGUAAAAGGAUCAAAAACAGAAAGGUUCAGAGAUAAAAUGACGGAUCUUAUCAAAUACAUGAAUAGAAAUAAACUUGGAAAGGAGAUCCGUAAUCAGAUCAAAGGCCAUGUGCGCUUACAAUAUGAGAGUAGCUAUACUGAAGAAUCUGUUAUUCAGGAUCUUCCUAUCUCCAUUCGUGCUAAGAUUUCCCAAACCUUAUACAUGCCAUACAUUGAAAAUGUUCCUCUCUUCAAAGGAUGCUCUGCAGAAUUUAUCAGUCAGAUUGUUAUUAGGCUCCACGAAGAGUUCUUUCUCCCUGGAGAAGUAAUUAUGGAGCAAGGGAAUGUUGUAGAUCAACUUUAUUUUGUCUGUGACGGUGUGCUGGACAAAGUUGCCUCAGGUGAAAACGAAUCAGAAGAGGCUGUCUUGCAAUUACAACAGAACAGCUCAUUUGGAGAAAUCUCUGUUCUCUGUAACGUUCCUCAGCCGUUUACUAUUCGUGUUCGUGAAUUAUGUCGGCUUUUACGGAUUGACAAACAAUCUUUCUCAAAUAUACUCGAUAUAUACUUUUAUGAUGGACGUAAAAUAGUGAACAACAUGUUAGAGGGAAAAGAAUUUGGUCUUCAAGAUAAGCAACUAGAAUCAGACAUUACAUUUCACAUUGGAAAGCAAGAAGCUGAACUUGCUUUAAGGGUUAAUAGUGCAGCCUAUCAUGGAGAUCUUUAUCAGCUAAAAGGCUUUGUCCGAGCAGGUGCUGAUCCAAACAGAACGGAUUAUGAUGACCGAUCACCAUUGCAUCUUGCGGCAUCAAGAGGCUUUGAAGACAUUGCACGCUUCCUCAUUCACGAGGGAGUCGAUAUUAACAUCAAAGAUAAAUUUGGAAAUACACCAUUACUGGAAGCUAUCAAGAAUGGACAUGAUCAUAUUGCAUCUCUACUCGUUAAAGAAGGGGCGGAGUUGAGCAUCGACGAUGCUGGUAGUUUUCUUUGUUCAACUGUUUUAAAGGGCGACUCGGAUCUUCUGAGAAGGACUUUGUCCAAUGGGAUUGAUCCAAACUCCAAAGACUAUGACCACAGAACCCCACUUCAUGUAGCUGCCUCAGAAGGACACUAUAUUAUGGUAAAGAUGUUGUUGGAAGCUGGAGCCAGUGUUUUCUUCAAAGACAGAUGGGGAAGAACUCCACUUGAUGAAGGUCGAGUGUCAGGAAACAAGAAAUUGAUCAAGCUACUAGAAGAGGCCAAAUCUGUCCAGCUAUCAGAAUUCUCUUCCCACUCCCAAGAAAUUAUAGAUCAAAAGCACAGAAAGAAAUGCACAGUUUUCCCCUUCCAUCCAUGGGGCCCGAAAGAAGAAAAAAGAGCAGGAAUAGUAUUAUGGGUUGGUAAUACCAUUGAAGAGCUGAUAAAAGCAGCAGCAGAACAACUAAAUCUUGGAGAUGAUUGUUGUAUACUAACAGAAGAUGGAGGUAAAAUUCUUGACAUAGAAAUGAUCGACGAUGGAGCAAAAUUGUAUUUAAUCAGAAGCCAAACACAUCAGCUAUGAACAAAUCACAUUUUUGUACAUAUUGUAGCGGCUGAAUACAUAGUUUGACCCCUGAACUUGUACCCUUUUACCCAUCUAACCCCUAAACAUAACGUCUCAUCUAUCGAACCUCUGAACUUGUCAAAUAAUCCGAUUUGACCCCUGAACUUGAUAAAAACGUAAACAUUGAACCCCUCCGUACACAAUUUCUUCUAGAAUGUUUCAAGUGACAGGUGGCACGGAGGGGUUCAAUAUUUACGUAUUUAUCAAGUUCAGGGGUUAAAUCGGAUUAUUUAACAAGUUCAGGGGUUCGAUAGGUGAGACGUUAAGUUUAGAGGUUAGAUGGGUAAAAGGGUACAAGUUCAGGGGUCAAACUAUGUAUUAAGCCUAUUGUAGCUCACUCAUGUAUCAUCUAUGUAUUCAUCAUGCUCAUACAUAUGUAGCAUUUUUUAAUAAAAUAAUUUUCUGGUUGUGUAA